GUUCACCACAGCAACAACUUUUUUAUGAUUCUGGCGAACAUGAAUAUGAUGCAGAGUACCGCACUAUGUCGAUAUUUGACCCUACUAUUGGUUUCUACUCAUCACAGUCAUUAACAUCAUCUAAACCAUUAUUAUUGUCCUCUGGUGGUGUCAAAGGCCACGGCUUGAAUGCUCUUGCUAAUUCUUUUGCUUCAUUGGCAACGCAAUUUUCUGCUCUUGACACAUUGCCGGAUGUAACAACUCAACAUAUGAACAAUACAAGUUAUUUCACAAGUUCACAAUAUGUGGAUCCAUUUUUAUAUCAUUCACAGCAAACAUUAAUUCCUCAACCGCUUCAGUAUCACCUUUAUACAUCACCACUUCCGCAUGUUUCAAAUUUGCAUCCACAUCAAAAGACUAUUCACGCGUUCUUUAUGUCUGAUCAUCUCCGUGAAGAAUUGCAGCAAAAAAACGAAGCAACACUGAGUUCCGUAAAUGCUAAAGAUUUUAAUUUACCCGAAGAGCUUCAUGUUUAUCAUUCACUGUACCCACUUGAUUUGCGACAAGGCAAAUCGGUAAAAAUUUUUGGAUACCCAAGUUUUACAUACAAAUCAAUUUGUAAUGUUGAUGGCCGUGUUUACUGUCUGAGGAGGAUCGAAGGCUUUCGUUUGACGAAUGAAAUAGCUAUGUCGACAAUAGAAAGUUGGCGACGAAUCAGACAUGCAAAUAUC
This is a messenger RNA of Racocetra persica, 710 nucleotides long. Lineage: Eukaryota; Fungi; Glomeromycota; Glomeromycetes; Diversisporales; Gigasporaceae. The record is from the annotation of a GenBank genome assembly.